UCUAAUUUGUUUUGUGAUUUCGGUAAAGUGUUCAAACAAAAAAUGUUAGUUUCUUAUUUUCGUACGAUAUUUUUCUUCGGACUUGGAGUUAUAUUUCUAAGCAAACAAUGCUGUGGCUUAAGCUUGAACUACACAGAACCACAACAAAUCGCUGAACUCAUUGAAUCCCAGUCGAUCGGUCGAAUUGUCAACAAACCACAUCACGGGAAUACCGCUAGCGAAAUUGUAGAUCACCGAAAAGAUACGGUUAUCUUUGAAGAAAUGAAUGACAUUUCGAAAUCACCAGACGAACAUCUUCCCGUUACGUAUAUACAAACAUCUGAUAAUUAUCAGCAACAUAUAGAAUCGAAUUUGCCAAUAUCUGAGCAGUAUCAUUAUUCAUCAGAUAGCAGUCGAACAACUUUUAAUAACAUUUUAGUCACCGAGAAACUCGAAUUUGUAUCGAACCCAACGACAACGUUUCACAAUGUCCCCGAUUUGCACAUUCACCAUCAUUAUCACCACGUAACUCUCAAAACAACUCCGCCUCCAUCUGUGCAAUAUUCAACGAACGACGAUUCACCAGAAGACAUCAAUUUCCAAACAUCGCCGGAUACAAUAAGACCUAGCUUUGCGUCUCCUGACCUGUUCAACUUGUUAUCUCAAGGGAAUGACGUUAAAAACAAUUUAAGAGCGAAUGACACUAUUGACAAUAAAAUCCCCAAUAUAUCAAUAAUUACCCAUUUUGGACAAGAUGAUAAGACCGAUAGAAUACUCGAUUUAAUGCCCGUCAACAAUGAAGAUCAUACAGUAAAUAAUACUACUUCUAUGGAUAGUAAUGUAUCUUCUACUUCAUCGCCAUUUGAGAACGAUAACUCGGAAUAUGGUGUGCCAUUAAAUUAAUUUUUUUAUUAUUUUAACCUCGAAUGUAAUUUCUAUAAUUAAAUAAAAAUAUAUGUUAACCAUCUGAUUUAAAACAAUAUAAAAACUUCCCCAAAGUGAGUU
This is a messenger RNA of Drosophila nasuta, 984 nucleotides long. RefSeq lists its product as uncharacterized. Bases 43 to 882 code for a protein of 279 amino acids. The record is from RefSeq and is a predicted model, not a curated record. Lineage: Eukaryota; Metazoa; Arthropoda; Insecta; Diptera; Drosophilidae. The transcript has 2 exons.